Molecule: messenger RNA, 2389 nt
Organism: Lolium perenne
Lineage: Eukaryota; Viridiplantae; Streptophyta; Magnoliopsida; Poales; Poaceae
Source: RefSeq, a predicted model, not a curated record
GUACAUGGUGCAUGAAGAUGAUGCUAUCACACCAUGCUUGAUUGAAGAUGAACAUGGAGGCCACAUGGAGCCUACCUCUUCCACAACACCCACUUCAAAUGAGUCGGACUACAAAGGUACCUAUAUGGGCGUUGAUGAUGCCAUGAUCCCACUAGUGGACAUGAUGCUUGAUGAGUGCAUGCAUGAGUUGGAUGAUCCUAUUGCUAUGUCAUAUGCUUCUUUCACUUUCCCUUGUGAUACUUGUGAUACCACCAUUGUUGAUCAUGUGGAAGUAGUUGCUUAUGAUAAUAUGUCCAUGCCAUGCUAUGAGAGUUUCACUUUCUCUCCUAUUGCUUGCAAUAUGUUGAACAAUUGCUCUUUCCCAUGUAUUGCUUGCAAUGAAAUUGAUGAUGCUAAUGCUUGUGUUGUGACAACCUUGAUGAACAAUUGCUCUUUCCCUAGGUUUGUCGACAACAAUGCUAAAAUGUUGAACAUGUUUUGUGCUAGAUGCUUGCAAUACUCUCCCAUUAAUGCAACCAAAAUGUUGAAUACUUGCUCUUUCCAAUGCUUGGUUUGCAAUGAUGUUAACAUGCUUGUAAAUGAGAUUGCUCCCAUAGCUCUCUCAAAUUUUGGAGACUUUGCAUAUAUCCAUGUUGAGCAUGUUCCCAUGUUUACUCCGCAUAUUCACCAUAUCUAUUAUGAUGCUUUGCUUAACGCUAAUGGUGAUGUGCAAAAGAGAUGGACCAUCAUGAUGGAUGAUGUGUUCAUAUACCAUGCACACACGUUCUUUGCUUUGCCUAUUGUGUGUGUAGGUACAAGAUUGCCAAUGUCAACCUCGAUUGAGCACGAGUUGACAAAAAGAGCUCUUGAGAGCAUAAUACAAGUGAGUACAAGAUCGAACCCGGCUCUAAUACCUUUCCCAUGCUUUGCAUUGAACAUGCCGAAAAAUUUCUCUUUCUCUUGGUUCUUUUGCAAGCAUGAUGAUGUGAUUUUUACCGUUGGUGUUGCCUCAAACAAGUUGAGCAAUUUCUCUUUCCUUUGGUUUGUUGGCACGCACGGUUGUGCAAAUUUCUACUUGGUGAACUUUUUGGAUGAUAUGUUGUGUGUUGCACCAAAUAUGAGGACCAAUUUCUCUUUCCAAUGGUUUGUGUGCACACAUGUUGAUGAUAUUUUGGACACUCUUCCGUAUGUGUUUGUGCCAAAUUCUCCUCUUGUUGCGUCAAGGAUGUUGAACAAUUUCUCUUUCCGAUGCCUUGAGUGCAACAAUGCACAUGAGUUUCUACAUGAGAUGGACAUCAUAGUCGUCUCACAUUUCGGAGUUUUUGUGUUCCCACACUUAGAAGAUGUUCAUAUGGAGUUCUUACACAUUGACCAUGCACAUGCAUUAUUCUUGAUAAAUUUGUGUUGUGCUAACGGUGUUGUGAACAUGAAUGGACAUGUCGUUGAUGAUAUGCUCCUCUAUCACGCACACAUAUACUUUGCUUGGUCUUUGUUGUGUGAAGGUACAUGUGACUUGUGGAUGAGCGUCAAUGAGUGGUUCCGCCCACAUACUUCGACGACCCAAGAUCUAUCGAUGAGAGCACACCGACAGUAUGCAAAGGUGACCUCCUUCUACUUGCGCUCUCUUGCUAAACCCGUGGAACAUUGGCUAUGCUUUGAGUGUUGUUUGGCUUUUCUUGUGCUAUUGAUAGGGCCCUUGACAAGUGAAGCGACAUUCAAGUGUUGGUGUCAUCUACCUCCUCUACACAUUCAUGAAGAUUUAUCGUCGAGGACGACUCUUUUUCAAGUGGGGGGAGAUGAUGUAGCCCGACCUUCGGUCUUCGCCACAUCAUAUGCUUCAUCGACAAGAUGGCACGCUAAGGUGAAUCUUCUCCUUUACGCGUGCCUCGAAUCGCCUACUUGGAACGAUAUACUACUUCAUACUCCGUCACAUCUUGAUGAUAGGAACUCGACGAAAAGUACGGAGGGAAGAGAGGACGCCACGGAGACCCGAGGACGCAAGGCCGAUGUCACGGAAGCUUGGAAGAGAAGGAGGAAGAGGAGCUAGAAGCUCCAGGGCCGGCACUGCCGCCCUACACAGGCCGGCACUGCCGCCCUCCCCACGCCGGCACUGCCGCCGAGGUCGUGACCACUUACAAUCUGAACCCUAGGUUGCCACAUGUAUGGCUGUGCUUGUAUCUUUGUUUCCCCAAAAUACCCCUCCUUAGUGGUUCCCUAUAAAUAGACCUCCACCCCCACCUUCAUGAGGGAGAGAUGAAGUUUAGAUGAAUUGGCUUAUGCCUCUACUAUCCCUUUGUGGAUUUGGGUAACCCCCACCUUAGGUUAAUUCCUAUUGUAUCACCCGGGCUCCUUAUCGACUCGUGAAGAUCUCUUUGGUGACUUCUACCGUUUGUUUGAUCUUUUGCUUGCA